This is a messenger RNA of Cephus cinctus (wheat stem sawfly), 2069 nucleotides long. Its product is annotated as phospholipid scramblase 1. Gene Ontology annotation, molecular function: phospholipid scramblase activity. The transcript has 8 exons. The record is from RefSeq and is a predicted model, not a curated record. Gene Ontology annotation, biological process: plasma membrane phospholipid scrambling. Gene Ontology annotation, cellular component: plasma membrane. Bases 575 to 1423 code for a protein of 282 amino acids. Lineage: Eukaryota; Metazoa; Arthropoda; Insecta; Hymenoptera; Cephidae.
AGCGAAGUUUAUUAAAAUAGACCAUCCCAUUUCUAAGAUACACGCAAUGACGAUAAUCUAAAAUUGCACGAUACAAAGAUACUUGCUGUAUUUAUUUAAUGUCAUGUAUUUUGGCCUCUGAAUCUUCGUGCAUGCAAACUUUAUAAAAAUAGAUCAUCCCAUUCCUAACAUGCGCACAGUUAAAAUAACCUAAAAUUGAAUGACACAAAGAGACUUGCUGUGUUAAUUUGAUGUCAUGUAUUUCAGCCUCUGAAUGGUAAAAAUUAAUUAAAUUUUAAUGAGAUAAUCAAUUGACAUGAAAUAUGACUACCGUGUUUUUUCUUUAAUAAAGCAUUCGGAAUUAUUAUUGCAAGCUUAGCUCUUCGGCUAAGAUCAAUGCACGCACGCAGGUAUUGCUUAACAUCUGUGUAAUUAUGGCCAGGAGUCUCUAAAUCUGGCGUCGAAUUACCAGAAAUUAAGCCUAGAACCGCACCCUGGGGUUAAGCAGGCCCAUUUGAAGAGUACGUUAAAAAAUUCAGUCUCAACACUUCUAGCUGGUUGUGUCUCAUUAAACUAUUCUUAUUGAAAAACAAAUAUGGCCUGGCAAAAUUCACAACAAGCUGGAUGGCCCGUGAAGGAUCCUAUAACGACACAAGUGGGUGCUGGUAUGACAAUGUCUAUGGAUGUCACUCCCGGUUUAAAUGAAGGUGGACAAGGUGGUCCAGCUCCUGGAAUAUCUGAGGCACAAUCUCAAUCAGGUGGUUGGCCAAUGCCAAAUUUGGUUUGUCCGGCAGGUUUGGAAUACCUUAUGGCCCUUGAUACAAUUUUUGUGGAACAACAAAUUGAUCGUCUUGAAGCGCUCACUGGAUGGGAAAAAUUAAACAAGUACAUGGUUAAGGAUGCCAGAGGUCAAGUGAUUUAUCGUGUUAAGGAAGAAUCAAGUGCUUGUUCACGAUGCUGUUUCGGAAAUAUGCGUCCUUUUGACAUGAAAAUCGUUGAUAGUAGUAUGAGGGAGGUUAUUAGACUAUCUCGACCAUACAGAUUUGAUAGCUGUCUAUGUCCUUGUUUUCUACAGGAAAUGGACGUAUUCACGGGCGAUACCAAAUUAGGGAGCGUUGUGCAAAAUUGGAGCCCCUUCUAUCCGUCAUAUUCAAUUAACGAUUUGAGUGAGAACACUAUACUUACGAUAGAAGGUCCUAUGUGCAUCUUCUGUCCCUGUUACGAUGUAAAUUUUAAAGUUUUGUCGUCGGAUGGGAAGCAUCAAGUAGGGCGGAUUUCGAAAAAGUGGUCUGGUUUUGUUCAAGAAUUAUUUACGGAUGCUGAUAUAUUUGGAAUAAGUUUCCCAAUAGAUCUCGACGUGAAGGUUAAAGCAUUGCUACUGGCCAGUUGUUUAUUAAUUGAUUUUAUGUACUUUGAGAAUUCAGGAAUUGCCAGACGUCGUUAAUUACAGCCAGGAUGCCUUUUGCUGCUUUGAUGCGCAGAUCAUCUGAAAGUAAUAAUAUACUUUGAUAUAAAAGGCAAAUCUUAAAAAAAAAUUAACGUGCUUAAACUAAUGAAACGUCACAAGUUAAAAUAUGUAAGGCAUAGGCUUUUGCUUGUGGAUGGAUGAAGAGAAAAGAAAUACUGCCAUAACUGUUCGUCAGAGUUAAAAAUGAUAAGAAAAAUAGUGUCAAACAUUAUAUUCAUACCGUACGUGUUCAACGAUUGCAUUAUUUUGACAAGAAUUUAUUUUGCAGGACAUUAGUGUUUUUAUCACAAAGACAAUAUCAUAUAACAUAACUAUAUAAUAGUUUAAUUUAAUACAUAUUUUUCAGCAGAUAUUAGAAUAUACAAUAUUUUCUCAUGUAAUACAGAAUAUACUAUUAUAUAUAUUUAAAUCUUACGAUACUAUAAAACUGCUUACGACAAGCAUGCUAUUAACUUGAUAUUUUAUAUUUGAGAGAAUUUUUCACAGAUUUUAUAAGACUAACAAUCACUUUGUAUUCCCUUAACUACUACAGAUUGAUAACUGAAAGUACAAUAACUGUGUCUACCUCAACUGUUAUGUAGUUUUUAAACUAUGCAUUUAAUAAAGGACCUUACUCCUUUAA